Messenger RNA from Rhincodon typus (whale shark), 2021 nucleotides. It is a transcript of the gene ppp1r2, whose product is annotated as protein phosphatase 1, regulatory (inhibitor) subunit 2. The record is from RefSeq and is a predicted model, not a curated record. Gene Ontology annotation, biological process: regulation of signal transduction. Gene Ontology annotation, molecular function: protein phosphatase inhibitor activity. NCBI's taxonomy places the organism in Eukaryota, Metazoa, Chordata, Chondrichthyes, Orectolobiformes, Rhincodontidae. The transcript has 6 exons. The coding region runs from base 122 to 706 and encodes 194 amino acids.
AGAAUGAGGAGCGGCGCUGCUCGAAGUUGUUGUUGUGCUAGAGGAGGGAACUAGCUCAGAACAGCUUCUCCUGUCCGGAACCCACAGCCAGCUUUCUCAGGACACGCAACACCGUUCUGCCAUGGCGGCUCCCGCACCCAUCAAAGGGAUUUUAAAAAACAGAAACUCGGUCCCAUCUCAGCAAAACUCGGCGCUGGAUCUGUGUACUGAAGAGGAGGAGGAAUACAAUAAAAAGUCUCAAAAAUGGGAUGAAAUGAACAUUCUUGCCACUUACCAUCCAGAAGGGAAAGACUAUGGACUAAUGAAAAUCGAUGAACCUAGUACGCCAUACAACAGGAUGAUAGAAGGUGAUGAUGAUGAAUCAGCAAUGAGUGACUCUGAAUCAAAUGUAAAUAUUACUGCAGAAAUACUAGCAAAAAAACUUACAGCAGCUGAGGGAGUUAAUCCUAAAAUUUUUGAGCCAAAGGAAGAAAGUAGUGACGAGGAGGAAGAAUUAACUCCAGAAGAACAAGAAAACAAGAAGCAGUUUGAGAUGAAGAGAAAAAUGCAUUACAACGAAGGCAUGAAUAUCAAAUUAGCAAGACAAUUAAUUGCCAAGGAACUAGAUGAUGAUGAAGAUGGCAUGAAAGGAACUGAUGACCAGGAAAAGGACUUUGAAAAUGAUACAGAUGAAGAACUUUCUGAAAAUGAGGACAUUGACUCUUAGAGCAGAGCCAUGAUUUAAAUCUGGCACAAAAAUAUCCAAGCUAGCAGCAUUUACCAUGAAGUGUUUUAAUUUAUUGAAACACUGAGGUGUUUCAACUACAGUCUAGCUUAGAUUCAGAGAAGUCUGGUUCCACCUGUGCAUUUGAAAUUUUACAGUGUGUUUCUGCAGUAAUGUAAAUAAAAAUCUUCUUGAGAGGUGGGCAGGAGGCGUCUGUCUGCCUUUUUUUUGAUGGCACUGCUGUUGGAUCACUGAAAGAACUUUUUUUCUGAAAACCACAGUAGCAUAGAAUUCAUGCAGUAGUAUGUAGCACAGAACACUUUCCAGUGGCGCUCAACCCAAUAAUCAGACUGUAAUACAUUCAUAUCUGUGUAAUGCUAUGUGCACGUUUCAAUUCACGUUGGUACACUUUUUUGCAGAUUUAUUGUAGCGUACUUUUUUCCACAUUUUGCAUCAGGUAACCGGUUCCAGUUCGUAUUUUUAUAUUUGAGGAUUUUGUACUUUUUGGUUUUUGUGGGGCUAAUAUUUGGAAAGUGCUCAAAAUGAAAAUACUGAUAAUUGGUUUGCCAACAGAAUGCGAUCUUUUGUCUUUGAAACUUUGAAAACACUUUAAUGCUGCUGAUGGUAUAAGUUAACAAUUUGUACUUGUGUUGAUGUUAAUAGGACUGACUUAAAGAUACUGAUGCCCUGUUUUUGAAUGCUAAAAAUCCAAUCAAAUACCAAGCAUAACGAUAUAUUUACUAAGUGCCACCACUGUCAAGACAUAGCUAUAGUUUAUUUUGGGUAGGGGAUUAAAAUUCAAAUUAAGUUGCAUGUAUUUGGUGUAAUGUACAGCUUUAUGUAGGGCAAUGAAGGGAUAAUGUCUUCUCAUACUUUUGAUUCAAAUGGUAGUACCGUUCUUUUGAAGAUGUUUAUGCUUCUCCAAAAGUUUAUAUUUUAAGCCAUUGAAAUUCAUUGCAAUUUGUGGAUUUGAAAGGCAUAUCAUUAAUAAAGCCCGUUGAAAUGCAAGCCAUUUUUAUAAUUCAAACUAGAUUAUAUAAUCCCAUUGUCCGAAGCCGAGUUUUCUCUGGAAUAUUUUGUCUGUGGUUUUCGUUGGAACAAACUGAGGUGAAUUUAUUUUACAGAUAUGCGCACUCCCUGAACAUCUGUUUUCACUGUUUAACAACUUUCAGUUGUCCUGCAGUAUUUCAUCUAAUUCCUGCCAUGAUAGCAUUGGUUCCUAUCAUCGUCACCCAGUAUUGUAUUAAUUUCAGUAUAAGAAAACUCUACUAUGUGAAUAGAAAUAUAAAAUAAACUGUGUACCUCCACUUUUAGUAGA